AUGGACUCUGAACGCCCCCACCAGUCCAUUACUCUACCACGGAACUUUCAGUUCCAUUACCGUGACGGCCCAGCUCCACAAACACCUGAGCCUGAGCCGCAGCCUGAGCAACUGCAACCACCACCACCUCCUCCGCGCCAGGUGCUCAAAGUUCGUCGCCGCCGCACCACCAUGGUCAUGAACCCUGAUGACAUGGAUGCCAUCAUGGACCAGCGGCCAAUCCCUACCAUCGAGGCCCCUGAGAUCGUGUCGGAGCCAUCGAGUGAGCUUCCUUCCUACUCACUUCCCCAAGACGACGCCUUUCUGUCUCCAGGCUUUGGCUACACUCGCAUGCUACCUCCACCCAAGACUCCCGUUGCACAGAUGAGGACCAUCGACCACUACGACGGGCACCAGGACUGGUCUGAUAUCCCGCAUGUCAGUCAAAGUGAAUCCUCCAGCAGGCCCACGUCUUCUUCUGGUUUCUCAGACUCUUCGAUAUCUUCUUGCGAUAGCAUUGGCUCCUUCCUGUCUCGGGGAGGCAGCUGCACAAGCCCUGAAGAGGAAUCUUUCGACCCUUUCUUUGGCCCAUCCACAAGCAAGGCCCAACGCCCUACCUCUCCUUCCAUGUCUUUUCAACCACAACGUACUGCUAAGAAAAUAAAGUCAAGAGCCACUUUUACCGAGGAAAUGGAUUACCACCUCUGGAUGACUUACAUGAAGUACUUACAAGAUCCCACGGUGACUCCCUUCAAGGCGCUCCCAAGCACUGCGCCGCCGAAUGGAGCAUGCCACCGCGUGGCGAGGAUGGCUCGGAAAACCUGGAAAGACCCCAAGCCCGCCCGCGCUGGUGCCAGUCGUGCGAGUGCACGCUACGCUGCUCAUGUACUCACGCCCGCCACGACCAGUCCGAUCCAGGGUAGCAGCAGCGCCUCUACCAGACCGAACAAGUCUUACAUGCGGUUCCCUACCGAGAAGCAGUGCAGAAAGCGCCUGAGAGACUUGGCCAAGUCGAAACCUACCUUGUCUGCUCACUACCAGCGCCUUCUCCGCCGAUCGCCUUCGCCACUGCAAUCCUCUCCGCCACCGGAGGACCCACCCCAACAGCAAUCCCAAUGCCAACCAGUGCAACAACCGCUACCCCAGCAACAGUCAUUGUCUUCGCCGUUUGGGCAAGGGUCCGCCAGCUUUUCGACGAGGGAUAUGAACGUUUCGCUAGCCACAAGUACCGCGCCGUCAAUGCAGAUGGGCAAUCCACUGUCCCAACUGGCAAGUGGUGUCACACCCCGGCCGCCGGCGAGGACAUGGUCCAGUGCGCGGUCUUCUGCCCACCAGAAGUCGCAGUCGCUUCACAUCAACUUGGGGCUGGGCAACGUACUUGGCUCCCCAUUCCACGCUAAGCCCGAGGCAAGCAACGUUAGCACUAACCAAAGGAACGUACGAACCUGGCACGCGCCAGCAUCCACAUCGCAGUCGCCACGUCUGGGCUCGCCUUUCCAGUUGCAUGCUCCCCGACCAAAGUCAAGAGUGUUCAAGCGACGUGCUCUUCAUAACAAUAGCUUUGAAGGAUCGAGAAUCAACGAGCUGUUUGGAGCACCAGCUGAGUCUAGCCAUCGUCGCGUCAGGAGCCGGGGCUUUAGCUUGGGAGACAUGAUGGAGGGCGCCCGACGCCUGCCCCUACCCAAUGAUCCGUUGGGGUUCAACCCAUUCGCAAGCUCAGGCCCAGUCUCUGCCAUGCCGAGUCCGGCCCAGCACUCGCCAGCAGUGGCAGCUGAGAUCCAGGGACAGGCCAACGUCCGCCUAGGCUCACCUUUCGUUGGCCGCUCUAGCAACACGUUCCCUCGGGAGGCGAUGUCGCACAGCUUCGAGCCUCCGGCGUCCUUCGAGCAACGUUUCGCGGCAAUGCGUGACGACUCCCAUUACUUACACUAG
Molecule: messenger RNA, 1911 nt
Organism: Pyrenophora tritici-repentis Pt-1C-BFP
Lineage: Eukaryota; Fungi; Ascomycota; Dothideomycetes; Pleosporales; Pleosporaceae
Product: Tymo-45kd-70kd domain containing protein
Source: RefSeq, a predicted model, not a curated record